This is a messenger RNA of Papaver somniferum (opium poppy), 1270 nucleotides long. Its product is annotated as PRA1 family protein H-like. Gene Ontology annotation, cellular component: Golgi apparatus; endoplasmic reticulum. The transcript has 4 exons. Gene Ontology annotation, biological process: vesicle-mediated transport. NCBI's taxonomy places the organism in Eukaryota, Viridiplantae, Streptophyta, Magnoliopsida, Ranunculales, Papaveraceae. The coding region runs from base 102 to 899 and encodes 265 amino acids. The record is from RefSeq and is a predicted model, not a curated record.
CCUCUCUCUGGUCAGAGCCGAUAAACACAAUCUUCUUCUCUUCUCCCAAUUAAUCCCAACCAAAAGCACAACAGGUCGUUCUUCAAUCUUUGGGAGGAAAAAUGGUAUUUUCCGCAAACCCAUUAUCUCUAAGUGUUCCAGAACCAGCUUUCGAAUCAUGGCUUCGGGAUAGUGGUUACCUCGAAAUUCUCGAUGAACGAACCACAAAUCUCGAUCAUCACUCUUCUUACUCGAGCAACAACCAAAGUGAUAAGAAAACAACCACCACCGCCGCCGCUUCUAGCACCACAAAAUCUUCAUCGUCUUCAACGAUUACAUCAACGUCGACCAUUAAUUAUACUUUAUUUGCAUUAAGUUUCUCUUACUUAUCAAUAAUCUUCUCUCUUUUCACUCUAAACCCUUUUGCUAAACUCACAACCGAUGAUUUCUCAGGGAACACCCCAUCUUGGACUGUUGGAUUUAUUGGUUCUUUUGAUUCUUACUCUUUUCCUUCUACUCCUUCACAAGCUAAACUUAGGGUUCAUGAGAAUAUUAAGCGUUAUGCUCGGAAUUAUGCUACACUCCUUGUCUUGUUCUUUGCGUGUUCAUUGUAUCAAAUGCCCGUUUCUCUUUUAGGGUUGGUUUCUGGUUUAGCACUUUGGGAUGGUGUUAGAUAUUGUAGUCAUCGAUGGAAUUUGGAAGCAUAUCCAUCUCUAAAGCUAACUUUGGUUCGAUUUGCUCAAUGUGCAACUGCAGUUAUUCUGUAUUGUUCCAGCGUUCAGAUAGCUACCUUUUGGGCGAUUGCCGUCGGUUAUGCAGUUAUGCUUAUGCAUGCCUCAUUACGGAAGUUAAGUCCAUCAAAGCAAUCUGCUCGGGCUGACGGGAACAAAAGGUUUCUGCAGAGCAAAAACAGGGGUUAACUACCAUAUUUUACCUCAUUUACCUCAUUCCAGCAUAAUACUUCUCAGGAAUGAGAAGAGCCAAGAGAAAUCAGACUAAAGUUGCAAUUUCUGUCCUCAUAGAUGGAGAAAUCUGUAGUCCAUACAGAGAGCCAGAGCCAGGAGGGAGAGGAUGUCUUUUAAUUUAAGCAUGGGUCAUAUUCACCAUUUGUUGAAGUAAGAUCAAAUUAUGUCCCAGUAGCAUAGGGAGUAUCAUGUAUAUUACUAUAAUUUUUUUGCGAGUUGUAAUGUACCUGAAAUAAAAUAUCCUCCUAAAUUUCCAAGUGUUUAGAAGAUCGCUAUGUGGUUUGACUAUUAUUCCAGAGCUAAUUAAUCUGAUGCUUCUCUUCUGU